CCAUGGGCGGGAUGGGUGGAUGAGCAAUCGCAAUCGCAAGCGCAGGGGACGAAGAACUGGGGCCAUGCCGUGGAGCUGGAGAUAUGUCGCGAUUGGAGCUCCACGUCCAUGGGGUCAUUCAAGACGCUUGGAGCUUGCGUGUCCAAUCUCUCGAUCUUUUGGCCGAUAACCGCGAUUCCACCACUGCCUCAUAUUGGAGGACAAGCUCUCCCCAGCCGCGCAUGGCGAAUCUAGACGGUACUGCUGCUACAGUGGCGCUCCUCAUCCAUGAUCCUCCACGGCGAGAGCUGGACGAUGAUCUCGAUCCUGGGAAGAGCAAGACGAGAAGAUCAAUCGUGGGCUUUCUCCACGGGCACAGAAAGGACAUCGCGAUCGCGCUGGGGCCUCUGUGCGCGCUGCUCAUCCUGGCAUUCGUGCGGAUCGAUGGCGCCCACGAAGAAUCAUCCAAUGUCAGCGCCGGGGAGAGCAAGAUCGCGCCCAUGCUGGCGAUCCUGGCGUGGGUGUGCAUCUGGUGGAUCACCGAGGCGAUUCCAGUCGGGAUCACGUCCAUGCUCCCGCUGGUCCUCCUGCCGCUCUUCCAGAUCAUCCAGGCCGACGAGAUCGCGCGAGCCUACAUGAACGACACCAUCACGCUCUUCAUCGGCUCCUUCAUCCUGGCGCUGGGCGUGGAGCGCUACCAGGCGCACAAGCGCUUGGCGCUCAAGACGCUCCUCCUCUUUGGCGGGCGAUCCAUGGCGCCGCGAAUGCUGCUGCUGGGAUUCUGCGUCGGCCCGGCAUUCAUCAGUAUGUGGAUCUCCAACAGCGCCACCGCGAUCAUGAUGGUGCCCAUGUCCGCGGGAGUGAUCAAGCGCUUGCUCGAGCCGGACACUCCCUCGCUCGAAUCCAUCCAUGUCGUGGAUGUGGAUCCACAGGCGGCGCAGGCGGUGGCAUCUGCUGGCGACGAUCCGGAGAGCCGGCAGGAGAUCCGCGAGCUCCUGCGACGCAUCUCCUCCAAGGCGCUCACAACCCUAGAUGGAAGAACCCUAGAACAGGGGAGCGGUACCAAUGGCGCGGUGGCAUUCCACGCGCGGCAGUACGCGCGGGCGAUCGUGCUGGGGAUUGGAUUCUCGGUGAGCAUUGGCGGAUUGACGACGCUCACGGGCACGGGCACGAAUCUGGUGUUCUUGGGGAUCUGGAACAGCUGCUUCCCCAGCGCUGCCGCUGUGAGCUACCUCCAGUGGUUCAUGUUCGCGUUCCCGCUGGGCGUGGCCAUGGUUUUGUUCUGCUGGAUCAUGCUGUGCGUUUGCUACUGCCCUCGCUCGGCCACUCCCACCAUCUCUUCCAGGCUCAAUCGCUCCAGCAUCGAGGAGGAGCUCAAGUCUCUCGGAUCAAUCAGCUUCGCGGAGACCACUGUGCUUACUCUCUUCGUUGUGCUCGCUGUGCUAUGGUUGACACGAUCCCUGGGAACAUCCUUUGGCUGGGGGCGAUUCUUCCAUGGCUAUGUGGACGAUGGGACUGUCAGUGUGGUGAUGGCAGUGUUCCUCUUUGUCAUUCCAAACAGGCUAGUGCCUGGAGAGAGGCUGCUCGAUUGGUCUCACUGUAAAAAGCUUCCAUGGGACAUCGUUCUUCUCUUCGGUGGAGGAUUUGCACUGGCUGCUGGAUUCAAAGCGAGCGGACUGUCCGCGUGGGUGACACAACACUUGAACUUCCUAGACGACGCUCCGUACUUGCUACUCGCUCCAGUGGUGGCGGUGUUCGUGAGCGCCACCACCGAGUUUACGUCCAACAACGCCACCGCCACCAUCUUCCUCCCGCUGCUCGCCAACGCCGCCACCUCCAACAACAUCCACCCGCUGCUGCUCAUGAUCACGGGCACCAUCGCCGCAUCCUUUGCGUUCAUGCUGCCAGUCUCCACGCCGCCGAUGGCCGUGGCGUUCUCGACCGGGCACGUACGAAUGCCGGACAUGGUUCUCACGGGAUUCCUUCUCAAGUUGGUCGGCAUACUGCUGCUCUUCGCGCUGAUGCCCACGCUCGGAAGUUACGUGUUCCACCUCAACGCACCAUUCGUGAGCGUGCUUGCAACUUAAGCGACACGAUUCCCCGGCUGCGUGUCGGUCCUGUGAGAUCUAGUGGCGUGUCAAGCAAGAGAAUCGAGAAAGCUGCCGCGAAGUGGUGGUGGCGCUCUUUGGCGCUCUUUCUUUGGCCGAUCGAUGUGGAGUGGAAGCUCACUUUUAGACCGGAUUGUCAACAAGUUUAGAAAAAGCGCAAGAGAUAUUCCAGACAAGGAAAGAUAAGAUCACGAUCAUCGUGGUUUGUUUGUUUGAUUGAGCGUCGUCUUUGCAAAGUCGUUAAUGCCAGGAGACUUUAGCUUUCU
Messenger RNA from Selaginella moellendorffii, 2353 nucleotides. RefSeq names its product tonoplast dicarboxylate transporter. Gene Ontology annotation, biological process: monoatomic anion transmembrane transport. Bases 84 to 2066 code for a protein of 660 amino acids. Gene Ontology annotation, cellular component: membrane. Gene Ontology annotation, molecular function: transmembrane transporter activity. The record is from RefSeq and is a predicted model, not a curated record. The transcript is spliced from 6 exons. NCBI's taxonomy places the organism in Eukaryota, Viridiplantae, Streptophyta, Lycopodiopsida, Selaginellales, Selaginellaceae.